AUUCGAGUACAUUUAUUGAGAGUCCUGAAGAUAAAGAGGUUGUCGGAGUUGGCAGACUGAACCUCACUUGGAGGUUCAAAUACACAGGAGUGGUGCCGACCAUCCUUUUGCUUACUGAUCCUAAAAUUGAACAAAAAACAUUUUUAAAAGACAUUAAGUCACAAUCAGGAAAAAUC
Paramuricea clavata is the source of this 176-nucleotide messenger RNA. The record is from the annotation of a GenBank genome assembly. Lineage: Eukaryota; Metazoa; Cnidaria; Anthozoa; Malacalcyonacea; Plexauridae.